Messenger RNA from Vombatus ursinus (common wombat), 967 nucleotides. It is a transcript of the gene CUNH1orf74, whose product is annotated as chromosome unknown C1orf74 homolog. NCBI's taxonomy places the organism in Eukaryota, Metazoa, Chordata, Mammalia, Diprotodontia, Vombatidae. The record is from RefSeq and is a predicted model, not a curated record. The transcript has 2 exons. Bases 122 to 919 code for a protein of 265 amino acids.
GCCGAGCUUGUCGUUCCGGUAGCAGGUCCUUUCUUCAGUGCCUAAAGGCUGACAAGUUGAAUUGUUAGAGUUGGCCCAGGGAGAUUAUGUCAGGUCCUUCCAGAUCUUGUCCAAGGCCUUGAUGUCAGCACUGAAUCCUCAAGCAUUGGUAGCAGUAGCUCAGAAGACCUUGGGUGUGGGAAAAAGAAGGGGUCCACCUCGAGCAGUCUGCCUGCACCUAGCUGGAGAAGUCAGAGCUGUAGCCAUGGGGCUGAAGCCAGCAGUACUGUAUGAUUGCAAUGCUGCAGAUGCUGACCAGGUUCAGAGAUAUGUGGGAGAGCUACAGAGGCUGGGCCUCUUGCUCCAGGCACUGCACAUUCUGGAGUUGGGGGAAAACAUCCUGAUUGUCAAUCCUGUGCAAGUGUGUCAGCAUAUACAGCAGGUGCUGUGCAGCCCUGUGACCUUCGUGGAUAUUUCAAGCUUCAGAUCUCACCCUGCCCUCUGCCCACUUGAUGAGCUUGGAGAUUUGAAGGACCACUUGGCUGAGAUCAUGACACAUUUACAGAGCCUGGAGGGGAAUCCCCUCUUGCCCAUCUCCCGAAGUGAGCUCUCUUCUGCUGGCUGGAAUCUUUGCACAGUAUUUGGGAUUCUCCUGGGCUAUCCUGUCCCCUAUUUUUUCCACCCAGCCCAAGGGGACAGCAAUUGUUUGGCCCUGGUUCAACUGCGUGUGUUUACUGCUCAAACUUCAUGCUGUUGGCUCACAGGCCUCCCCCAGAUUCAGCUCUAUUCUUUCAGUGUUCCAGAGAGCUUGUACCCAGCCCUGAAAGACAUACUAGACAUGUGGGGGGAGGACCUCAGGGCUCGAUAUGGGGCUCAGGGUGAUUUUGUUGACCUUACCAUUUCUACUGAGGUUGUCACAUUGCCUUCAGUGGUACUGUGAUUCUGAUCUACUUCUGCCUGGUAGGCACUCAAUAAAUGGUGAUGAUUA